Messenger RNA from Cryphonectria parasitica EP155, 1182 nucleotides. RefSeq names its product S-adenosyl-L-methionine-dependent methyltransferase. Gene Ontology annotation, biological process: rRNA methylation. The transcript is spliced from 3 exons. Gene Ontology annotation, molecular function: methyltransferase activity. Lineage: Eukaryota; Fungi; Ascomycota; Sordariomycetes; Diaporthales; Cryphonectriaceae. Gene Ontology annotation, cellular component: mitochondrial large ribosomal subunit. The record is from RefSeq and is a predicted model, not a curated record. Bases 1 to 1182 code for a protein of 393 amino acids.
AUGCCUACCAAAGCUGAUCGAAAGCAUCUUGAUGCCACAGUCUCGGCCUUCCAUUCCCACUACGCCUCGGACGCGAACUGGGGCACUCAGAGAUGGCACGAAUCACUGUAUCCCGCACUGGCCAGGCCAACUCGGUACAGCGCCCUGGUGAACCAGUAUGUCCCUCGAGUCGGCCUUGACAAGAACCUCUUCUCAACAGUUCCAGAGGAUGAGCUGCGGCAGAUCCAACUGCCCAAAUUGCCAACAGAGGCAGACCACACCGCCACGGUCACCACAAGGCCAGGCAUCCUAUUAUACGAACGUGUCCAGCCUACGACCACGAUAGAGACAGAAGAAGAAGAAGAAGAAUCAUUCCUCUUCACUGCACCACAGCCUGUCCCUUCACCAAGCAGUCCAGAGAAGGAGCUCUUGUCUCACUGGAACAUGGACGCCGCUUCCGCACUAUGCGCACACAUGCUCAACGUCCAGCCAAAUGACAAAGUUCUGGACCUCUGCGCAGCCCCAGGCGGCAAGUCCGUCGCCCUGGCUCAGCUCAUCUUUCCUCACCUCCAUGCAGACCCCCGGUCAUCAUCGCCAUCGUCCCUCGGCUGCCUACACUCCAAUGAGCUAGACCACGCCAGGAACAAGCGCCUAUCCUCCAACCUGCGAUCCUACCUGCCAGCUCCCUUAUUUGAGACCAACGCGGUGCGGGUCCUGCUCCUGGACGGCUCCGAUGCACGGGCGGUGACACAGCUGCCCUGCGGACCCGGCGGCUACGACCGCGUGCUGCUGGAUGCGCCCUGCUCUUCGGAGCGGCACAUCAUCCACGCGCACCUCAAGGCCUCGUCAGGAGGGCGUAUCGCGGACGAGAUGGCCCGCUGGCGUAGGGGUGGUUCCAAGACGCUCUCGAGGCUACAGGCGGACCUGCUGAUGACGGCGCUGCGGGCUGUCAGAACGGGUGGACGGGUGGUGUACUCGACGUGCUCGAUCGAGACCGGGGAAAAUGAUGGGGUGGUGGAGAAGAUGUUGACGGCGCCAGGGGGGGCAUCGGACGAAGAAGAACAAGAAGAAGUGGACGGGGCGCUCGAGAUGCUGACUGAAGAAACAAAAUAUGGCAGGAUUGCUGUUCCUGAUCACAAGGCGGGGGGCCAGUGGGGACCACUUUACCUCUGUGUUAUCACCAAGGUUGCGAGGAAGGUUUGA